Molecule: messenger RNA, 1016 nt
Organism: Trifolium pratense (red clover)
Lineage: Eukaryota; Viridiplantae; Streptophyta; Magnoliopsida; Fabales; Fabaceae
Product: protein POOR HOMOLOGOUS SYNAPSIS 1
Exons: 8
Coding region: 1-849 (282 amino acids)
Source: RefSeq, a predicted model, not a curated record
AUGGCGGGAACAGUAGCAGUGAGAUCAACAAACUCAAUAAGUGACGAGUGGGAGAUUUGCUUCGCAUGCUUCAUCCCUUUCCCUCAUUCCAUCACUUCUCCAUCUUCCUCCUCCGGUCUUCAUCCUCUCCCUCCUCGCCUCCGUAAUCAUCCUCCUCGCGGCACCUGGAUCUCAUCUUCCACCUCCACUUUUCUCCGAUUCUCCCCCGAUCUAUCGUUUUCCGAUGUCAUUUUCACUGUCUCCAUCAACGGCAAACUAUUCGAAGAGCAUUACGUUUCGAAACUGCAUUUUUCGUGGCCUCAAGUAUCGUGUGAUCUUGGAUUUCCUGCAAGGGGAAUUAGAACUGUGCUGGUUAGUUACAGAGAUUCCCGUGGCGAGAUUCAAAAGUUUGCAAUGCGGUUCCCAUCAAUCUAUGAAACACAAUUCAUCAGUGCUUUGAAGAAAUUUCGUCUCAAUCAGAAUUUAUGUCAACAAACAAGAACCCUUACAGCUUGUUGUGUUUGUGCUUGUAGAGCUUCUAAGGAACCAAGUUUUAUGACUCAAGCUGACACUUACAUUCCACAAAUGCCACUAUGUAUAAAUAAUGAAGGAGAGGGACCUUCAGGAACCCAAAAAAAGGAAAUAACUCCUGCUCACAACUUUGACUUUGAAAGCAUCGGCUUGCCACCCAGUUUUGCCACAUUCCUGAUGGAUUGCUCUGGGGUCAACCAUGCUCAACCACCAACUGUUAAUGAGGAGAAUGAUCUGAAGUCCCAAAUUGUGAGAUACAUGGAAGAUUCUUCUUUCCAAGAUAUGUUGGUCAAGGUGGAGAAAGUUAUCAGCGAAAUGGGGGGUGAUAUGUGCCUAUAGUAGUCCAGGGCAUUGAAAAUGACACCUAGCUGCAGCUUAGCAUCUCUUCGUGCUUACUGAACAAUGGUGACGUUCCACGUUCUUCCCAAAUUUUGAGCGGCUUUCUAUUGAUUCUUCAACUCUUUCUUAAUAUCAGACUGUUCAAUCCAUGGUGAAACAUCGUCUUU